Aspergillus pseudotamarii is the source of this 1086-nucleotide messenger RNA. Its product is annotated as succinyl-CoA synthetase-like protein. The coding region runs from base 118 to 1008 and encodes 296 amino acids. The transcript is spliced from 3 exons. The record is from RefSeq and is a predicted model, not a curated record. Gene Ontology annotation, biological process: succinyl-CoA metabolic process; tricarboxylic acid cycle. Gene Ontology annotation, cellular component: succinate-CoA ligase complex; mitochondrion. NCBI's taxonomy places the organism in Eukaryota, Fungi, Ascomycota, Eurotiomycetes, Eurotiales, Aspergillaceae. Gene Ontology annotation, molecular function: succinate-CoA ligase (ADP-forming) activity.
CAGCGACGGAAAGGGUGGCGUUCGCAUUGUGGACUCGUGGGUUCCUACCAACCAGGGGUACUAUUACCAGCUCUGACCAACGGCAGACCGGACGAGGCUUUUGACAAUGCAUCCAAAAUGAUCGGCUACUCUCUCGUCACGAAGCAAACCCCAUCCGGCGGCCUUCCCGUAAACAAGCUAUACAUUUAUAAAUCGGUCGAUAUUGCGCAGGAGUUCUACGUAGCGAUUACCUUCGAUCGCGAACGGUACAUGCCUGUUCUCCUCAUGUCUGAUGAUGGAGGUGUGAACAUUGAGUCGAACGUGAAUCAGCUCCAGCGUUUCUGGUUCAAUCUUUCUACCGGAAUCACUCCUGAGAUUGCGGCUUAUAUUGAAGCACAGUUUGGGUUUUCCGACAACGAAAUGGGCGUCGUCACACACAUCUUGCGUCAGCUCGUAAAGCUGUUCCGAGAAAAAGACGCCACACUCCUUGAACUGAACCCCUUCGUGCGUACAACGGAAGGGUCCUUGAUAUGUCUAGAUGCGAAGUUUAACUUUGAUGACUCCGCCCGGUUUCGACAGCCUGAACUGGUUAGUCUCGAGGAACACUUGCCGGAGGAGAAAGACGAAUAUGAAGCUUCGCAACUGGGUCUGUCCUACGUUCGUCUUGACGGUGAUAUUGGUGUUAUUGUCAACGGUGCUGGUUUAGCCAUGGCAACCAAUGACUUAGUCACCUUGUACGGUGGGGACUGUGCGAACUUCUUGGAUAUCGGUGGAGGUGCAACAAAGGAAACAUUGUCAAAAGCCUUUUCGAUUCUGCAGGGUGAUACCCGCACAAAGGCACUGUUCAUCAAUAUUUAUGGCGGGAUUGUUCGCUGUGAUAUGAUUGCCGAGUCAAUCCUGGCCGCUUCUGCUGCCAUGGGCGGGUUCAGGAUUCCAGUUGUGGUUCGGUUACAAGGUACAAACUAUGAGAAAGGCUUUGAAUUGGGAAAUUCAAACAUCUGGUCUAGACAAUAUACUCUUCGAGGCUGAUUUCGAUGCAGCAGCUAAAAAGAUCGUCGAGCUUACAAAGAAUUCGUGAUGAUUAAUGGAUAUUAUAAAGUCUCUUGG